Molecule: messenger RNA, 3792 nt
Organism: Colletotrichum orchidophilum
Lineage: Eukaryota; Fungi; Ascomycota; Sordariomycetes; Glomerellales; Glomerellaceae
Exons: 2
Coding region: 1-3792 (1263 amino acids)
Source: RefSeq, a predicted model, not a curated record
AUGGCGGGCUCAGACGAGUCUGCCACCAUCACCAACAACAAUCCCUCUUCGACGACAGCCGCCGCCGCCGCCGCCGCGGGUACGGAGGCAGAUGACCAGCUACCGAAUGGCACUCAUGCACCAGAUGCGACUGCAACUGCACCAAAGCAAAAGCAAACUACCACUGUGGCCACGACGAGCGACAAUCCCGAGGUGGACGAUUUCGGCCUACCCAUUAGACGAUACGUGUUACCGCCACCCGAAGAGGCCGAUCACACGAGCGACACUCAAUCCGAACCGAACGAGUCCCAAUCGAAGUCAUUGCACGAUGGGCAGAAAAUAGACGCAAGUAACGAGACGGUUCCUCAACCGAGGAAAGUGGUUAUUGGCAAAGACGGCGAGUCUGAAAGCGACGAUGACGAAUUCAAAGAUGCACAAUCUGAGCAGCCGGCCACGGCCGCAGCUUCCGGGUCGACCUCGAACACACCAUCAAGCCCAGUAACUUCAAAUUUGGACAAAGAAGAAGCUGGUGACAAAUACGUGACAACCAGGAACGAUGACGGCAAGGCCAAUGACCAGGAUAUUCCGGCAAUUAGGGAAGUCGAGGAAGAGACGAAGGAUCAAGCCAAAGAGGUGGUGACCGCCAAGGCCAGCACGGAGACACCAUCAAAAACAGGAGUUUCAACGUCCGGUCAGACCGAGAGCAAGAACCAGGCCGUUGCGAUAAACAGAGAAACAGAUCGGGUCGAUGCAGAGGAAUCGCAGCAGACAGCAUCAGACACUAAGCCCAAUGGUUCCCAGGUGCAGCAGCCUGGGUCACCUGCAAAGCUCACUGACAAGGCAGACGAGCCCGAGCCUAAGAUGACAGAGCCUACCUCUCCCAAGGCACAGCACAAGAGAGACCAAAGCAACGCCAGCAAUGUCGGCGUGUCCGAAUUCUCCCAUCAACAACUGACGUCAGACAAGAAGGAGGACGAUGACAAGGAUGAUGGCGACUGGCAAACGAUGCCUGCAUUCGCCCCGUACGACAUUUAUGACGAUGACAACAAGCUCGUUGCAAAGGAGUUUACCGCCGAUGAAAUUGACGAAACCUACGGCUACGGCGGACUCGGGGGUGCUGGAAAAGGAUAUACCCGAGUAAUUAUGGACGAUGAUGCCGAAUCAGCAACGAGUAUGGAUGACAAUACCCAAUACCUCUUCAAAGAAGUGAAUGGCACGAGCAUCGGCGAGGACGAUAGCGAGGCUCGCGAUGCUGUCUCUCAGAUGCAGGCGACCAAGGACCUGUUGACUGAAGGGCAGAGGAUUGCAUACGUGGGGCUGACGAGACUGGAGGUUCAUAACAUGGUCAAGGAAGCCGAGAGCGUCGAACACACAAGGAGUGCGAAGAAGGACGUCACAAUGUCUGCCGAAGCGACCAAGAUGUGGGGCCAGAAGAUGAUGAUCCGGCUAUACACCCACAUGGACAUCAGCUCCGCCGAGCAGAUCAUGGUUGAACAACUUAGCGACCAUGGCGUAGUACCGUCGGACCUAACGCCGAUUUUGAUGGCUAACGCUCGUGUCAAGAACCCCAUGGCCGAGGACGAUGGAGAAUCGCGUAGCUCUCAUUCCGUCACAUCACCGAGGAGCUUACCGCCCCCCUCGCCCGCACUUUCUCAACAUGAGAAAGCAGCGGAGGCGCCACCGCCAUACGAAGCGCACGAGGGAGAGGAGCUCCCCCCUGUCAAAACUCCAGCCCAGAUGGUUACCUCUGACAAAAUCGACAUCGACCUACGAUGGACUGUGCUGUGUGACCUGUUCCUACUUUUGAUUGCCGAUUCGGUGUACGAUUGCAGAUCAAGAAUUCUUUUAGAGCGGGUCGGCAAGAGUCUUCAAAUCGACUGGCUUGAUGUCAGAAAGUUUGAAAAGAAGGUGACGGACGCGUUGGAGAUGCAGCAGGCCGCGGAACAGGAAAAUUGGAACGAGGACGAGCAUAUGGAGCACCGAAGGAAACAAGCUCUCAAGAAGCGCUACAUGAUGAUGGGUCUGGCUACCGUGGGUGGUGGCCUGGUCAUCGGCCUCUCAGCAGGUCUCCUCGCUCCCGUCAUUGGUGCAGGCUUGGCAGCUGGCUUCACAACGAUUGGAGUGACGGGCACUUCCACCUUCCUCGGAGGAGUCGGCGGAGCUGCCAUUAUCACAUCCAGUGCCGCGGCAUCCGGGAGCGUUAUCGGUGGCCGAGCCGCCAACAGGAGAACGGGAGCUGUGAAGACAUUCGAGUAUCGGCCAUUGCACAACAACAAGCGAGUGCAUCUGGUUGUCACGGUGGCCGGAUGGAUGACGGGUAAAGUGGACGACGUCCGUCUGCCAUUCAGCACCGUGGAUCCCAUUAUGGGCGACUUGUACUCCGUCUACUGGGAACCGGAAAUGCUUAGGAGUAUGGGUGACACCAUCAACAUCCUCGCUACGGAGGCCCUGACACAAGGUCUCCAACAAGUCCUGGCAAGCACAAUUCUGACCAGUCUGAUGGCUGCACUUUCCUUACCUGUUGUCUUGACCAAGCUGGCGUACCUGAUCGAUAACCCGUGGAGUGUAUCACAAGACAGGGCGUGGUCUGCAGGCCUAAUUUUGGCAGACUCUUUGAUCGACAGGAACCUGGGAACCCGCCCAAUUACGCUUGUUGGAUAUUCGCUCGGUUCACGAGUGAUUUUCUCUUGUCUUUUGGAGCUGGCGAGAAAGGGGGCUUAUGGCCUGGUUCAGAACGUCUACUUGUUCGGUUCUCCCCUGAUCAUCAAGAAGGACGAAUACCUCAGAGCCCGCACGGUUGUCCCAGGAAGAUUUGUCAACGGAUACAGUAGCAACGACUGGAUCCUCGCUUACCUGUUCCGUCUAACCGGCGGUGGCCCUCGUAAGGUGGCUGGCCUGGCUCCCAUCGAGGAUCUACCAUGGAUUGAGAACUUCGACGUGACAGAGUUCGUCAAGGGUCACAUGGAGUACCGUCAGGCUAUGCCACGUCUCCUCCGAGAAUGCGGAUGGCUCGUAGAGAGUGACGAGUUCACUGAAAUCGAAGAUGCCGACCCCGACAAUCACCAGGAGCGUCAACGGGAACUCAUCAAUGAAAUCGAGGAGGCUCGUAAGGAGCUUGAAAGGGAGGGGCAAAAGAAGAAAAGCCGGUUUUCAAUCUUUGGACGAGGAAAGAAGGCAGACAAGGAGAAAUGGGAGAUUUACGAAGACUCCGCGAAGGAUGGAAACAAGCCGAACCCGAGGACAGAAGAUAAGGAGGGUAACAACCACGGUGUGCUGUUUGACGUGGAGGCCAUUCGAGCCGAAGUCGCAAAGGAGAAGACUUCAACAACACAACAGGAGCCCGAGGAGUUCCAAGUAAAGGAGCUCAAAUCUACGCUUCCGCCAAUGAGGCUCGACCUGAAUUCUUCAAACUCAUCGCUCAACCCACGAGACAGUCUGCGCGAGACUAAGAGCGCGUACGCAGUGCCGGGCCGGGCUUCAUACGAAACGACGGGCUCAUACUCGUACACGCCGGAGAGGACGCCGACGUUCCAUGGGAGCCAGACGUUCCCACCGACGCAGAGAGCCGUAUCGCCGUACCAUUCGGCGCAGUCUCCACUCGAGGAGGAGGUCGAGAUGACGUUUGACACUUCCUUCCACGACCCGCCGCCCGCCCCGCGGCCGCCGCCAAAAGACGAUCCUCCUCCACCUUCACGGCCGGAGAUGAAGUCGGCGCAGACGGUGCCCAAUAUGGGGGCAUCAAACCCCUGGGCGGACGUUGAUGACGAUGACGAUUUUGGCAAAGAGAAGGAGAUCCAGAUGACUUUUGCAUAG